GGCUCAUGUCGGGGACACUACACACACACACACAAACAACGAUGGCCGACAACCAGCAGCAGCAGCCCGUCUCCUACACUUGCUGCACCCCGUUAAAGAGGGAAAGCAUUGUGCGGAUGAUGAUGGUGAGCCAGAAGAAUGCCGACGGUGGACAACAACGGCAGUCCGUCUCGCUGGUGAUGGUGUCGGCCAAAGGGCGCGUGGCCGUCUACGACGUGGCCUUGAAGCUGGCCGCGGCUUUCACGCUUCGUCUCAGCUCCGCUCCAGUAGCCAGCAUUAAGGCUCCAUUAUCCAUCCCGUCAGCAGCGUCUGGAACGUCAGCCAACAGCAGGCCAAACGCUCCUGCUGCUGCUGCUCCUUCAACAGCCAUCUCCUACAAUGACGGUUCCAGUCAAAAGAAGGUACAUCUGAGCGGCUGGAUCACCGACUGCGUUCACAUGGACGAAUUCAAUUCACUGGUGGUGGCAUCAAGCGGACGAUGUCUGCACUUUUUUACCACUGUCGUAACUCCUUUUGUCGAGCGCUUUCGUCUGGAUGGCAUGAAAGAUAUUCCGACUUCACUGGCGUACAUGGCGCCCGUCACAACAGGCCGUUCGGAACCUUUACUGGGUGUCGGCGAUGAUGAAGGCGACGUCUUCGUGCUCCGAUUCUUGAAAGCUUCAACUUCUUUAUUCAAGAAACGGGAAGCUGAUCACGAAAUUCAACACAUCUACUGGCGAGAGUUGCACCUGCAGGCGGGAAUGGUGACGCUCACAAUUAUGCCCGGCUGCCACGACAGCCCCAUACUGCAGGUGGACUUAAAGAGGACGAUGUUGAGGGUGAUUUCUUGCAGCAAGAACUCCACCACAUCGUUAGUCAUACGUCACUUGCGUCCCCAAUCCGGAGGAAUGGAUACACUGCCGUCCGUCACUCUCCGUACAAGCCCGGGAGUCACGUGCUUCGAUUACGACGACGAAAAGGGUUUGAUAGUGUCGGGCAGUACCGACGGCAACAUCCGUCUGUGGAGUCCUACUCAUUUGGCCAAGCCGUGGAUGGUUCUGAGCGGACACGCCGCCACCAUAGCGGCCGUUUGCUUGGUAAAGCAAUCGGAAUUCCUGUGGAGCCUCUCCGAUCAAGCUGAGCUACGUUACUGGGAUCUCAACCAAGGGAAAUGCGUCAACACGAUCCAGUUGGCCUUCAGCACCGGAAACAAGGGGGAUCGAGUUCAGUUCAGUUGUCAGAGGCCACUCCUGGCGUCCAAACAUGUGCUGUACGUGGUUUGCGGGGAUUCAGUAGCAACCGUUCACUUGAGCCGGUCACCUCUCGACGGACACGGUCCCCGGAUUGUCGAAGCUCUACUGGGCAGAACCGAGGAUUCCGAAGGAGCUGCAAUUGGCGCUGAAAGUAAAAUCCCGUAUCGAUUUCGUGAGGAUCUUCUGGAUUUCGGCUACCACGGAGAGGACGACGUCUUCAACAAAUUUAUAACAGACUUGAAAAAGAUCUUUGCUGACUCGGUCACUGCAACUCAGAGGCUGAAGGAAGUGGAAUGGGCCGGGGUUAAAUCAUUGGUAAAGUCAUCAACAGAAGAGCCUGGGCCGGUGUAUGAGUGGGAAGUGGAAUUAGCCAAAGUGCCUGCAGUACCUCCUCAGCUAGUGCCACUAAAUCAGAUAAAGCUGAAAGAGUUGGAGGGCAAGGAGAUCAUGAAGAAACAUGUGAAAGAUGGAACUCCUUUCUGUGGCUUGAGACUGCACGAGCCAACUCAAAUUGAGCUUCCCAAGGGUCUGCCUGUGACAGGGAGAAUGAAAAAGCAUGGAAUUAAAUCUUUGUCCUCACUCAAGGAAGUCAGGGAGGCAAAUUUCAACCUCUUUAGUGAUCAGAUGCAAAGCCUUUCAUCAGCAAGGACUAGCCUUCUCAGUUCGGUUCUUUCAUACUACAAAAAGAAGAGGGUAGGUGACAAGGCCACAAUGGCUGGUGAAGGAGAUUUACUCAUGGUGUCUGCGAGAUCUCAACAAUCUAGUCGAAAGUCUAGUGUAGCAUCAAGUCUAUCUCCAUAUUCGUCAGCCGCUAGUGUGGAUGAGUGA
Daphnia pulex (common water flea) is the source of this 2060-nucleotide messenger RNA. RefSeq lists its product as uncharacterized. Gene Ontology annotation, molecular function: protein binding. Bases 6 to 2060 code for a protein of 684 amino acids. The transcript is spliced from 7 exons. The record is from RefSeq and is a predicted model, not a curated record. NCBI's taxonomy places the organism in Eukaryota, Metazoa, Arthropoda, Branchiopoda, Diplostraca, Daphniidae.